Molecule: messenger RNA, 2285 nt
Organism: Syngnathus acus (greater pipefish)
Lineage: Eukaryota; Metazoa; Chordata; Actinopteri; Syngnathiformes; Syngnathidae
Gene: lrrc40
Product: leucine rich repeat containing 40
Exons: 15
Coding region: 107-1900 (597 amino acids)
Cellular component (GO): mitochondrial large ribosomal subunit
Molecular function (GO): protein binding; structural constituent of ribosome
Source: RefSeq, a predicted model, not a curated record
UUAAGUCGCUGUUGGCGGACGGAAGUGAUCGGCAUCCAGGCGUGGAGGUAAACAAAUGCACAAGAAAGCUUGCUGACUUUAAGAGCACUACCACACAAGCGAGGAAAUGUCUCGUUUGAGAGGCGCGCAGCAGGUGGAUUCAGUACGAGGCUUCAGGACGCCCGAAAGUGAGCCUAGCGUCCCGUAUGGACUCCUCAAGGCGGCCCGGCAGAGCGGAACGCUAAAUCUGACCAAUCGGAGUCUCACCGAAGUUCCGGCGAGCGUGUACCGGCUGAAUGUGGACACACCCGCCGAGGCCCAUCACAACGUGUCAUUCGGCGCGUCAGAGCGCUGGUGGGAGCAAACGGACCUCACUAAGCUGCUGCUGGCGUCCAACCGUCUCACAAGCUUGUCCGAUGACAUCCGACUGCUGCCUGCGCUCACCACGCUCGAUCUGCACGACAACCAACUGCAGAUGCUGCCGGCCGCCUUGGGGGAACUGCGGGAGCUUCAGCAGCUGCGACUCGGUCUCAACCGUUUGAGGUCACUGCCAAUGGAGGUGUAUGCUCUGAAGAACCUGCAGAGCCUGACACUGCAGCAGAACCUGCUGGACGAGCUUUCUGAGGAGCUGGGACAACUGGAGGCGCUGACCGAGCUGGACCUGUCCGACAACCGACUGACGGAGCUCCCGUCGAGCCUAGGCCGCCUCUGCCGCCUGCAGAAGCUCCACCUGUGUCGCAACGAGCUCGGCCGUCUGCCCGACAGCCUGUCACUGCUCACCAAUGUGAAGCUGCUGGACUGUAGCAACAACCUGCUGAGCGACGUUCCCACCAGCAUUUCGCAGAUGGCAGCCCUAGAGCAGCUCUACCUGCGCCACAACAAGCUUUGCCAACUCCCGCUGCUUCACGCGCCCGUGCUCAAGGAGCUCUACGUGGGCAACAACCAGAUCACCGGCAUGUCCGGCGAGCACCUAGCUGGCUUGGGCGUCCUGUCCGUGCUGGAGCUGCGAGACAACAAAAUCGGCGCACUGCCUGAGCAGCUGGCGGCGCUGGGCACACUCACGCGCCUCGACCUCACUAACAACAACAUCGGCACGCUUCCCGCGGCUCUCGGCCUGCUGCCCGAGCUGAAGAUUCUGCUGCUGGAGGGAAAUCCUCUGCGUGGGAUCAGGAGAGACCUGCUGACGAAAGGAACCAACGAGCUUCUCAAGUACCUCCGAGGAAGAAUUAAAGAGGACCCCAAGAGCGCUGGCGACGUGCCAACCGCCAUGACGCUGCCCAGCCAGGCCGAUGUCAACGUGCAUAACAUCAAAAUGCUCAAGUCGCUGGUGUACAGUGACAAGAAGGCUGAUCGCAUCCCGGACGAGCUGUUCCUGGCCGCCGCCGAGCACACAGUCACCUCUGCCGACUUCAGCAAGAACCUGCUGAGCGAGGUGCCACCGAGGCUGGCUGACACACGGGCGUCGCUGACGGAGCUCAAUGUAGCGUUCAACAGGCUGAGCUGCUGCGAGCCGCUCUGCUCUCUGGCCAACCUGCUGCACCUGGACCUCAGGAACAACCAGCUGAGGCAUUUGCCGGCCGCGCUGAAGAACUUGACAAGACUUCACUCGCUCAUCCUCAACUUCAACAAGUUCAAGUCCUUCCCAGAGGUUUUGUACGACAUGCCGUCGCUGGAGACCAUCCUGCUGGCCAACAACCAGGUGGCGAGCGUGGACCCCGCCCGCUUGCUGGGCCUGCUGUGCCUGUCCACGCUGGACUUGUCCAACAACGACCUGCUCAACGUGCCGCCUCAACUGGGCCUGUGCAUCACACUCAGGUCUCUCAGUCUUGAGGGCAAUCCUUUCCGGACGCCGCGAGCCGCCAUCAUGACCAAGGGAACGGACGCCGUGUUGGAGUACCUGCGCAGUCGCAUUCCUGCAUGAGCACCAGAAGUUUGUUGGUUUUCAAGCGCAUAUGGCCUCUGCUACCUGAAUGCCUGCAUGCAAUGGGGAGUCAAAGACGCAUGGGCUAACAGUUAGCAUCUAAGUGGCAGUGUUGUAUGGUAAAUGUUUUGAUUCAAUGGUCGGAGAUUAAUGCCUUUGAUUCCUUAUAUCACUGAUAUAUUCUUUUGUCAAAUGUAAAUAUUGGAAUUGAUAUUUGUCUAAUAAAUAAGUAAUCCCAGACUGUACACCAUGAAGAAAGUUAUCCUCAGACUCAAAUUACAUUACAGACAUGGGAAAAACUAAGUUAACAUUGCCACUAUGUGUUCUCACUAUUAAGAUUUUUUUAUUGAAAUAAAAAAUAAAAAACACAAAUAUAGUUGCUUUU